ACUCUUAAGGGCUAUAAUAACUUAGUAAGCUUCGUGGUCUUCUUACCGGAUGGCCAGCGGCUUACCUUAGCUUUAUAUAAUAGGACAGUGAAAGUAUGGGAUGUAAGCUUAGGCAUCUGUCUGCAGACUCUUAAGGGCCGUAAUAGCGGAGUCCGCGGGGUAACCUCAGUGGUUUUCUUGCCUAAUGGCCAGCGGCUUGCCUUAGCUUUACGUAAUAGCAUAGUAAAAGUAUAG
Trichoderma harzianum CBS 226.95 is the source of this 234-nucleotide messenger RNA. RefSeq lists its product as hypothetical. Gene Ontology annotation, molecular function: protein binding. Lineage: Eukaryota; Fungi; Ascomycota; Sordariomycetes; Hypocreales; Hypocreaceae. The record is from RefSeq and is a predicted model, not a curated record. The annotation marks the transcript as partial. The transcript has a single exon.